AUGUCUAAGGCGGCGACAGUUCGCCGACAUGUCCCUCUCGAAGACGAUAUCACUGCCUCUGGAGGCCGACUCCGAACCAAAUCGAUAACCGGCAAGAGAAAGUCGCGAUCGGACGAAAAUGCACAGGGAGACGGGUACAUUGACUCUCGAUCCUCGCGAAAGAUCUUGGCUAUAGCUCAAGACCUCGUGGACGAAGACGCAGCAGAACGACGGGCCUCUAGCGCAAAUAUCACAUCUUCCAAGAAUGGAGCGUUUAACUUCGACUCGAGGUUUGCGGUAGACGACGAAGGUGAGGACGGCGGCGUAGAAGGCGAGAGUCGGUUCGAUGACGAGGAGGAAUGGAUACCGGAAGACGACGACGCAGUGGCUCCCGAGAAUGACAUGGAUCCCGAAGAGAUGGCGGUUUACAAAAGGUUUCUCCAAGACGGUGAAGAGCUGGCUGACUUUGCACCAUCACUCGCAAAUUUGACCACAAGCGACCCGUUCUCGACGGACGGCAGGCAUCGGCACCAGCAAGCAAGAACCAAUGAGGUGGCGGAAGAGGAUGAACAAGAGGAAGGUGAAAGUCAAACCACAAAUCUUGCAGACUUGAUCCUGCAACGUAUUGCUGAAAAGGAGGCAUUAGAAGCGUCUCGAGCUGCUGAUCAACCACAACCAUUCAUAGGGGGCGGCCCGAUGGAAGACGCUGUGGAGAUUCCCAUGAGAGUCGUUGAGACAUUUACAAAGGUUGGCCAGCUCCUGACACGCUACAAGUCCGGUCCACUCCCCAAGCCUUUCAAAGUUCUUCCAACGCUGCCACAAUGGCCCGAUCUUCUCUCUAUCACAAGACCUGAGAACUGGACUCCACACGCUGUCUACCGCGCAACCAAGAUUUUUAUCUCUGCCCCGGCGGCCACAGGUCAGCACUUUUGCGAAACCGUCCUUCUCGACCGUGUAAGGGACGAUAUCCAGGAGACCAAGAAACUCAACGUUCACCUCUACAAUGCCCUGAAGGCUGCUUUCUACCGACCCUCUGCAUUUUUCAAAGGGUUUUUGUUUCCGCUCGUGCAAUCGAGCUGUACGCUGCGGGAGGCGCACAUCAUCUCCUCUGUGCUGGCCAAGAUCAAGAUCCCCGUCCUCCAUUCUGCAGCCGCCCUGUUGCGGCUCUGCGAGAUUUCGGCAGAGCAGACAGCCAACGUGAACAGCGAAGCCGCUGGUGCCGCGAACAUCUUUAUCCGCGUCUUGCUAGCGAAGAAAUAUGCCCUGCCAUACAAAGUUGUGGACGGUCUCGUGUUUCAUUUUCUGCGGUUCAGAGCCUCAAAAGAACAGGAUCAAGAGGCGUUGGGGUCCAAAGAAGCCAAAUUGCCCGUGCUGUGGCAUCAAAGCCUCCUCAUCUUUGCGCAGACAUACCGGAAUGAAAUCACCGAGGAUCAACGAGAAGCGCUACUGGACCUGCUGCUGGUCAGGGGUCAUAAGGAUAUUGGGCCGGAGGUCAGACGCGAAUUGCUGGCUGGCAGAAACCGGGCGGCUGCCGAUGGACAAGGUGGUGGCGAGAUGCAGGUUGAUGCACUGGAAAAGAGGGAUGAUGGGGAUGAUACUAUGGAUAUGACCGGCUAA
This is a messenger RNA of Fonsecaea erecta, 1596 nucleotides long. RefSeq lists its product as hypothetical. Gene Ontology annotation, cellular component: nucleolus; preribosome, small subunit precursor; cytoplasm. Gene Ontology annotation, molecular function: snoRNA binding. Bases 1 to 1596 code for a protein of 531 amino acids. The transcript has a single exon. Lineage: Eukaryota; Fungi; Ascomycota; Eurotiomycetes; Chaetothyriales; Herpotrichiellaceae. The record is from RefSeq and is a predicted model, not a curated record. Gene Ontology annotation, biological process: rRNA processing.